AUGGCUUCUUCUUCUUCUUUGAAGGUUGGUUAUGGCAGCAGAAACAGCACCACCAGACUGAGACUCAAACUCAGAGAUAUGAUGCCUUGUCUUGUUCAAUCUUCUUCUGUUGUUGUUUUCUUCAACAAUUACUUGGCUUUGUUUCACUCUCGGGCUUGUACAUCGACCGAAUCUAGAAACACCAAACAGGACCAGCUUGUGAAAAUCACUAAUCUCGAGGAUGCUCUCAAGGUGUUUGACGAAAUGCUUCGAAGGCGUCCUCUGCCUUCCGUUGUCCCCUUCACCCAAAUCUUGACUCAACUUGCCAAGAUGAAACAUUACUUGACGGUAAUCUCGUUGAAUAAGAAAAUGGGUGUUUCGGGAAUUCGUCCUGAUGUUUAUACUCUAAAUAUUAUCAUUAACUGCUUUUGCCAUUUACACCAAAUGGGGUUUGGUUUGUCAAUCUUGGGAAUCUUCUUCAAGUUGGGUUUUGAACCAAAUGUCGCAACCUACACCACUCUAAUCAGCGGCUUUAUUCUCCAGGAUAGAGUCGCUGAGGCACAGAACCUCUUCUCAGAAAUGACGAGUAAGGGUAUUGCAUCAGAUGUCAUGACCUAUACCUCUUUGAUUCAUGGAGUUUGCAAAUUACAGGAUUGGAAAGAAGCUACAAGAUUGUUGAAUGAAAUGGUGAGUAAACAUAUCUUUCCAAAUGUGUACACCUUUACUGUCUUGGUUGAUACAUUUUGUAAAGAGGGAAUGGUCCAAGAAGCAAGGAGCGUGGUCGAAAUGAUGAUUAAAAGAGGUAUCGAACCUAAUACAAUUACUUACAAUUCGUUUAUGGAUGGGUAUUGUUUGCGAGGAGAAAUGGAUGAGGCGAAAAAGGUUUUUGACGUAAUGCUUAGCAAAGGGUGCAUGGAUGAUACUCAUAGUUAUAACAUAUUGAUAAAUGGCUAUUGCAAGCUUAAAAGGAUAGAUGAUGCUCGGAUGGUUUUUCGAGAAAUGUCUCAUAGGGGAGUGGUUCCAAAUACUAUUACUUAUAACACUCUUAUUGAUGGGUUUUGCAAGAUGGGAAGAAUACAAGAUGCACAUAACUUUUUCUCUCAAAUGCAAGUUUUAGGCCAACUUCCAGAUAUUCAAACGUUUAAUAUUUUACUGGAUGGCCUCUGUAAAAACCAACAAUUUCCCAAGGCAGUUGAAUUGUUGGAAGAGAUGGAGGGAAAGAAGGGAAAGAAGUUGGAUUUUGAUAUUGUAACUUACAAUAUUCUUAUUCAAGGUUUGUGCAGAGCUGAAAAAGUUGAAUAUGCAUGGGAUCUCUUUCGUAGUUUGUCAUCAAAAGGAAUUCAACCUGAUGUCUGGUCAUAUAAUAUAAUGAUUAGUGGAUUUUGUAAUGGGCGGCUAACAUGUGAAGCAGAAAACUUGCUAAGGGAAAUGGAAGAGAGCGGCUGUUCUCCAGAUGAUUGCACGUACAACACAAUUAUCCGAGGGUUUUUCAAUAACAAUGAGACAUCAAGGGCAGUGAGGAUUAUCCAAGAAAUGGUGGAGAGGGGUUUUUCUGCAGAUGCUUUAACUACGGAGUUGAUAGUUAAUUUAUUGUCUAAAAAUAAAAUUGAUCCCGCUUUGUUGGCAUUUAUAGAAAGUCCGUGA
Pyrus x bretschneideri (Chinese white pear) is the source of this 1623-nucleotide messenger RNA. Its product is annotated as pentatricopeptide repeat-containing protein At1g62680, mitochondrial-like. The record is from RefSeq and is a predicted model, not a curated record. Lineage: Eukaryota; Viridiplantae; Streptophyta; Magnoliopsida; Rosales; Rosaceae. The transcript has a single exon. Gene Ontology annotation, molecular function: protein binding. Bases 1 to 1623 code for a protein of 540 amino acids.